CGGAAACGUCAAAAUACAAAGGGUAUUCAAAACUUUCAAUUCUGUUUUCUGUCUAAAAAAACUACUGGGCCAGACGAAAUUCAAAGAAACGGUCACCUGUCAUGGGCCGCGCGACACAAAGGAGCGCCCGCUGAGUCGACGAAAUGAAGAAGGUGGUGCUGUUUAAGGGCGCGUCGGAGGAGUACGAGCGCGCGUUCCGCGAGCACAACUACGAGACGAUCUUCGUGGAGCCGCUGCAGUUCACGUGCGUGAACCUGGAGGCGCUGGGCACGGCGCUGCGCGGCGAGUACGCGGGGCUGGUGCUGACGAGCGCGCGCGCGGCCGAGGCGGUGGCGCGCUGCUGGGACCCGGCGCGCUUCGUGGCGUGGAGCGCGCGCCGCGUCUACACCGUGGGCGACGCCACCGCGCACAAGAUCAAGCUGCUGCUCGGCCUCGAGGCGCUGGGUGCGACCGCCGGCAAUGCCGAGAACCUCGCUAAGGUCAUUGUCAAAGAAAAUGACAGCUCUAGCAAGUUCCUCUUCCCCUGUGGAAAUUUACGAUCCGAAACCCUCCCGACCAUCCUUCAAUCUAAAGGUAUAGCGGUAGAUUCUUUAACUGUUUAUGAGACUAAGGAGAAUGACAAUUUGAAAGCAAAUUUGAUGGAGCUGGACGGUUCGACCCAUGACCCGUGCUGUAUGGUUUUCUUCAGUCCUUCGGGCUGUGAGUACAUCCACCGGCAGCUGCAGACGUUCAGCAACAGGCUGACGGAUCUGCCAUAUUUCGCAAUUGGGAACUCUACUGCGCAUAAAAUUGAGAAUUUGGGUGUGGAGAUAGCUGGUGUAGCUGAAAAGCCGAGAGCAGAGAGUGUGAUAGAGUCGGUACAGAAGUAUUUUGCUGCGAGCACUAGUAGUUAGUGGCACUGUAGAGUACAAACAAGUAGUGACCCCGUGCCAUUCAGUGUUUGGCCUAUUUUAGAUGCAGCUAAAUUAAUGUUGCUUGUAAUAGUAAUAUUUCUUUUGAACAUUUGAAGAGUGCAACAACAAGGUAAUAUGUAUAUAAAAGACUGAUAUAUAUAAUCUGGUGGCCAUGAAACAGCUUCAAAUUUGCAUUUCUGUAAAAAGUGUAACUAAUUCCAUUUAAAUAAAGUAACUUUAGUAAAUAACUCAAUUAUGUGCAUGCAAUAAUAUAUAAAUCUUAUGAAUAAUGUAUUCCCAGUGCAAUUAUUUAGAAAUCAUAAGCAUUAGGUGUUGGUGUUGUUAUAUUUUUUUAUUGUUUGUUAUGAUUCUUACACAUAUACAAAAUUUGAUAAAAAGUUAUAAAAAGUAA
Messenger RNA from Leguminivora glycinivorella, 1305 nucleotides. RefSeq names its product uroporphyrinogen-III synthase-like (gene Uros1). NCBI's taxonomy places the organism in Eukaryota, Metazoa, Arthropoda, Insecta, Lepidoptera, Tortricidae. The record is from RefSeq and is a predicted model, not a curated record. Bases 144 to 893 code for a protein of 249 amino acids. Gene Ontology annotation, molecular function: uroporphyrinogen-III synthase activity. Gene Ontology annotation, biological process: uroporphyrinogen III biosynthetic process. The transcript is spliced from 2 exons.